UCUAUGAAAAGAAAUAGCGGAUUUAUACUCGAAGUUUAAUUAUAUAUUACCAAUACGAUGAUUAAGUGAGUUAGAUGCUGAUCAACGAAGAAUCCCAUCGAUCGACAAGUAAGCACUGGAGAGUAUAAGCGCGCUAACAAUUAGCACACAGCAUCCGGAGGGCUAUGCAACUCCUAUUCGAUGCCGCAUUAGUCAACUCCGCACUCGUCGUCUCGAUAAGCUAUACGAUCUGUAGGAAAGACGGAUGAGGAUUCCAACCUAGGAAUCAAUCCACGAGCUCCACCAGCUAAACAGCUUUCGCCGCAUGGGUGCUCACUCAGCAACCGCGAAUUGCCUACUACGGAGGCAUCCUAGGGAAAUACGUACCGCGCAAGGAGUAUAAGUCAAGUAUAUCCAUCCUCCUGAGGGAGGUGUUGACAACUCUUUUCAUACAUCACUGCACUUAGUGAUCGUCCUUACUCCCAAACUUACCCAGAUACAUAUCGUCCUGUCAGGUAUCAGCCGAUAUACAAUAUGCUUAAGCUAAGCCCCGACGAGAGUUUCAACUUCGAGAUCUUGCGCAUGUUGUCGCACUCCACGUUCAAUGGAGCCGAUAUCAGCGAGUGCCUCAUCGCCGCCGACGAGAUCGUCCCGGGUGACUUUGAGUCCUGGUAUGCGGCGUGGAACAGGCGUGCCGAGCGCGUGCUGUCCCAUAUCAAGGACAUGAGCGACCCGGUUUCUAUCCGGGAUUCGUACUUCCGCGCCUCGACGUACAGCCGCGCGGCAGACUUUUUCCUUCACGGGAAUUGGGAUGACCCGCGCAUUAACUCGCUGUGGAAGAGACAGGCCGACUGCUUCACGGAGGCCAUUUCCCGCCUAGAGAACCCUGGAUAUAGGAAAUUACUCAAGGCAGACGGCUUCGAUGUUCCUAUCAUCGUGUUCCCGGCCGGGAAGAAGGGCAAUGAGACGAAGAGACCCACGAUCCUGAUGGGGAACGGGUACGAUGGGUCUAUGGAGGAAAUGUAUCACAUGCACGGCGCGGCGGCGCUCGAACGAGGAUAUAAUGUCGUCGUGUACGAUGGGCCCGGACAACCGACGGUGCGUCGCGACCAAGGGUUAGGCUUCAUCCACAACUGGGAGGCUGUCGUGACUCCCGUCGUAGACUACGUCGAAACGCUGCCCUUCGUCGACCCCAAGAAGAUUGGCCUCGUGGGAUACAGCAUGGGCGGGUACCUUUGUGCCCGCGCCGCCGCCUUCGAGCACCGCAUCGCGGCCGUCUUCCAGAUCGACGGCCUGUUCGACUUCACCAGAAGCCCCGUCUUCACAACCGGCGGGCUAUCCCAGUGGAAGGGAAACGACGACGAGGCUGCGACCCGCGCCAUCCUGGAUAACCCCGAGGUGCCGGCCGGCUUCCGCUGGGUAUUGGGCCAUGGCCUCUGGGCCUUCAACGUCAAGACGCGCGGAGAAUUCCUCGAGAGGGCGGCGCGGUUCAGCUUGGAUAAUGGGAUCGCGCAGCAGAUACGGUGCCCGGUCUUCGUGGGCGACCCCGAGCACGAUAUGUUCUUCCAGGGCCAGCCGGAGCUCAUGGUGCAGGCGUUGGGCGAAAAGGGCACGUUGGUGAAGUUCACGAAGGAGGAUGGGGCGCAUGAGCAUUGCCACUUUGGCGCCGGGAGGUACACUAAUGCGGUUAUGUAUAAGUGGUUCGAGGAGAAGGUUGUGAAGGCGUAGGCUAGGAGGCUAUUGAGAGUCUGGCGAGGGCGGGAAAAUAAGAGGUUUGAAGUACUGGGCAUACAACCCCAAGUUCCAUUUCUAUAUACCUCCUGCUGGCUAUGUAGUAAUUAUCCUUACCUAGUUCCUGUGUACCUAGCUAGGUAGCUAAUACCAGCUCUUGCUCAUAAGGUAAGAAUAUGCCAUCACUUGAUAUCUGAACCCAUCGGCUUAGAUCUCAGGUACCAAUAUGUGGAUAAUAAUUUCAUGCGGAGACAUCGAUAAGUUCUUUAUUGGGUCGAAAAUUGGGUGAAUUGCUUUCUCCUGAUAUACAUACCUGGUGUGCAAAUGUGUGUGACUGUAUAUCUCUAGUUGGAA
This is a messenger RNA of Annulohypoxylon truncatum, 2064 nucleotides long. Its product is annotated as alpha/beta-hydrolase. The transcript has a single exon. The record is from RefSeq and is a predicted model, not a curated record. NCBI's taxonomy places the organism in Eukaryota, Fungi, Ascomycota, Sordariomycetes, Xylariales, Hypoxylaceae. The coding region runs from base 514 to 1707 and encodes 397 amino acids.